Melampsora larici-populina 98AG31 is the source of this 858-nucleotide messenger RNA. RefSeq lists its product as uncharacterized. The record is from RefSeq and is a predicted model, not a curated record. Lineage: Eukaryota; Fungi; Basidiomycota; Pucciniomycetes; Pucciniales; Melampsoraceae. The coding region runs from base 1 to 858 and encodes 285 amino acids. The transcript has 2 exons.
AUGCAGCCGGGACUCAACAUCAGAUCGAACCAUCACUAUGCUAUUCAUAUGGCAGCUCAGAUGGAUUGGUGGGGUCCAAUGUUAGGUGUGGCUGAAUUUGCAGGAGAACGACUAUGCGGGUUUUUACAGAAGCUUAACACGAACGGGAAAGUUGAGGAAAUGGCGCAAACAAUAAUGCGACGCUUUUGUCACCUUCAGCGAUUGCUAGGCCGAGCUCCCCCAGAAGAUCACAUCCACUUGAAAAAGCAAACACAAAACGUGGGGCUGGCUUUCGAAGUGGACAACAUGACUUACAAUCUCCUUUUAAACUACUAUCAAAAUGAAGAUGAAUCUUGGACGGAUUACCGAAAACCACCGUACCCAGUUGAUGCCCAGGUUUUAGGACCUUUUGUGCGGGAAAUUAUGGGUCUUGAAGGUAAAACUGGGAUUCGAUAUAGCAAAAAGAGCCCAAAUAACAUUGUCAAACUAGAGGUGGACGGUAAGGUGGGUUGGGCAAAGCUGCUUCAUAUCUUGAAAUUGGAUGACCCUUCCGAUAUGGUCGCAUUGGUAGAAACACUCUCAGAGGUCAAAGAGGAAAUGCUGGGGUCAGUGUUUGGCCAGUUAGGCAUAACUCGCGUCAUACAGACGUUCAAGAAAAAAAUCAUAUCUACCAAAUACAUAGUUUCACCAAUGCCCCAUCGCAAUCUCCCUGCUUGGUCGAUGGGUCUUAACAGUUCGAGUAUCUUGAUUUUAGGAAUUGGCGGAGGAGCAGAGGCAGCAGAGGACAAACCUGUGGUUAGGGAUAUGGAUGUGGUUUAUUCUUCCACAGUAGGUAAUGGAGAUGCGAUGGAUAUCAAUACUGACCCCUCCAUGAUUUGA